AUGUUUACUUUCAUCCAUUCACCCGCUUCUUCUCCAACCCUCUCUGCUUCAAGCGGAAAACCCGAUUAUCCUACGCACGGUUUACCGCUCUUGGAUGGCUAUCCCUCCUUUUCACCUUUUCAAGGGACAUCUGAAGCCUCGUCAUCCUAUCAGGCCCAGUUUGUUCCUGAAACCUGGAUCCCAGAAACACCUUCUUCAGCCCAACCUGAGCAGCACAGGACCGAUUACAAAUUACCACCCCAUGUGCUCGAGCACUUGGACAAUACCCAACUUUCAGACGAACCUGAAUUAUACUCCGAUCAUACCAGAUCGUCUCAGUUACUCAUCCAUCAGAUGGAAGUGAUGGUCCAAGGGGUUCGUGAAGAGAGGAGGGAGCAGGACAGCAAGAUGAAGGCUCAGGAACAGCUUAUCGAAAAACUGAAGGAGAUGGUUUAUGAGCUGAAGGAUAAUAUGGAGGGACAAGAAAAAAAGCUGAAGGCCCAAGAAAGGAAGCUGAAGGGACAUGAAUACCGUAUUGGAAAGAGAUAUUAUACUCGAAGUGGGAAAAAGUGA
This is a messenger RNA of Bipolaris zeicola 26-R-13, 552 nucleotides long. RefSeq lists its product as uncharacterized. Bases 1 to 552 code for a protein of 183 amino acids. The transcript has a single exon. Lineage: Eukaryota; Fungi; Ascomycota; Dothideomycetes; Pleosporales; Pleosporaceae. The record is from RefSeq and is a predicted model, not a curated record.